UUACAGGUUCACAAUGACCGGAGGUCUAGCUGUAAGCUAACUUGCUUUCAAUCAUUGUCAAUCCAUGGAAUGGAGCAAAGGUUGACAUUCUCUCAUACAUACAGUAUGAAAAUGGCUGCAGCUAGCACUUUAACUCCAUGUUCGUCAUUGUGAAAGGUUUCCCCCUCACCCCCUCUGUAAUGUUUAACACUGGAUCCUUUGUGGAACUUGUAAGGGAAGAGUGCUAACAGGAAUCUUUACUCAUUGUCUGCGUAGAAACCCUGAAUUUGAGGUUUAGGCCCUACUCUCUGGUUUCUAUGAAAAUUCCUAUAGCAAGCCUCUUCACUAUAGCGUACCACUUAGUAAUUUGAUACUGUCAGAGGUAGACUUGGGACUCCAGUGUCCACUGUCAGGCCACUGCCAUGGUGGACAAAGACGCUAUGGUGAGUGGGGACAGGGCUGUGGAGGAAGAGGCUAAACUGGACCUGAAGGAGACCGCCCCUGGAGAGCCUGACCCUGAGAUGGCUCUUCCCCCACCUGAGGACCCCUCAGACGGCCAGACCAAGACAGCCCGGACCUGGGAGUUGUCGGUGGUGUUCCUGUGUUUCUAUGGGUUUAUGGUGCAGCUGAAGCCUGGGGAGCCCUUUAUAACACCAAACCUGCUCAGCACGGAGAAGAACUUCACCAGGGAACAGGUCAGUGAUGCACAGCCAUCCCCCUAUAACAGCGUGAAAUGUUGGUGUGGUGUGUUUUUUUGCUUAAGAGUGCAAUGUGUGUGGUCGGUGUGUGUAUGCAACUAUCCGUGUGUGUGUCUUAAGUUAACCACAGUUUGUAAGGGUGGGUAGAUGUGUAGGAGGUAGGGCUGCACAAUGUGGGCGAAAAAUCACAUUGAGAUUAUCUUUUUCUUACCAAAUGUUGUGAUUUGAAGUUAAAGAUCAAAAUACUAGGGUGAACUGUUGGAAUCAUAGAAAUUGAAUAACUUAUAUUAAAAAGUAGGGCUGGGAAUUGGCAGGGACCUCAAGAUACAACGUUAUCAUCAUACUUAGGUGCUGAUACGAUAUGUAUUGCGGUUCUCAGGAUUCUAUAUGUAUUGCGAUUCGAUACUCUGAUUUCAUUAUGAUUAGAUGUUCUAAACAUAUUGCUCACCAUAUGUCUGCUGCAGAGGGACAAGAGAGAGCCAUGAGAAAACGAGUUUUGAUCAGUCAUGGAAAUAAAAGUGCUGAAAACAAAUAGUCUCCCUAUUUAAAAAGGAGAACAUGCUAUGAAGGAAAAAUACUGGAAUUUUGGUGCAGGUACAGCCAACUAGUGCAAUGUUUUUGGGGCCAUAUUGUCAAAACGAUAUGAUAUACAGUACCAGUCAAAAGUUUGGACACACCUCCUCAUUCCAGUUUUUUUUUUACUAUUGUAGAAUAAUAGUGAAGACAUCAAAACUAUGAAAUAACACAUGGAAUAAUGUAGUAACCCAAAAAGUGUUUAACAAAUCAAAAUAUAUUUUAUAUUUGAGAUUCUUCAAAGUAACCACCUUUUGCCUUGAUGACAGCUUUGCACACUCUUGGCAUUCUCUCAACCAGCUUCAUGAAGUAGUUACCUGGAAUGCAUUUCAAUUAACAGGUGUGCCUUGUUAAAAGUUAAUUUGUGGCAUUUCUUUCCUCCUUAAUGCAUUUGAGCCAAUCAGUUGUGUUGUGACAAGCUAGGGGUGGUAUACAGAAGAUAGCCCUAAAAUAAGCAAAGAGAAACGACAGUCCAUCAUUACUUUAAGACAUGAAGGUCAGUCAAUACGGAAAAUGUCAAGAACUUUGAACGUUUCUUCAAGUGCAGUCGCAAAAACCAUCAAGCGCUAUGAUGAAACUGGCGUCAUGAGGACCGCCACAGGAAAGAAAGACUCAGAGUUACCUCUGCUGCAGAGGAUAAGUUCAUUAGAGUUACCAGCUUCAGAAAUUGCAGCCCAAAUAAAUGCUUCACAGAGUUCAAGUAACACACACAUCUCAACAGCAACUGUUUAGAGGAGACUGCGUGAAUCAGGCCUUCAUGGUCGAAUUGCUGCAAAGAAACCACUACUAAAGGACACCAAUAAGAAGAAGAUACUUUCUUGGGCCAAGAAACAUGAGCAAUGGACGUUAGACCGGUGGAAAUCUGUCCUUUGGUCUGAUGAGUCCAAAUUUGAGAUUUCUGGUUCCAACUGACGUGUCUUUGUGAGACGCAGAGUAGGUAAACGGAUGAUCUCCGCAUGUGUAGUUCCCACCGUGAAGCAUGGAGGAGGAUGUGUUAUGGUGUGGGGGUGCUUUGCUGGUGACACUGUCUGUGAUUUAUUUAGAAUUCAAGGCACACUUAACCAGCAUGGCUACCACAGCAUUCUGCAGCGAUACGCCAUCCCAUCUGGUUUCCGCUUAGUAGGACUAUCAUUUGUCUUUCAACAGGACAAUGACCCAACACAUCUCCAGGCUGUGUAAGGGCUAUUUGACCAAGAAGGAGAGUGAUGGAGUGCUGCAUCAGAUGACCUGGCCUCCACAAUCACCAGAACUCAACCCAAUUGAGAUGUUGGACCGGAGAGUGAAGGAAAAGCAGCCAACAAAUGCUCAGCAUAUGUGGGAACUCCUUCAAGACUAUUGGAAAAGCAUUCCAGGUGAAGCUGGUUGAGAGAAUGCCAAGAGUGUGCAAAGCUGUCAUCAAGGCAAAGGGUGGCUACUUUGAAGAAUCUAAAAUAUAUUUUGAUUUGUUAAACACUUUUUUGGUAACUAUAUGAUUCCAUAUGUGUUAUUUCAUAGUUUUGAUGUCUUCACUAUUAUUCUACAAUGUAGAAAAUAGUAAAAAUAAAGAAAAACCCUUGAAUGAGUAGGUGUGUCCAAACUUUUGACUGGUGCUGUAUAGUAAAAAAUAAUAUCCCUGUAUGUAACGGUUUUGAUUUUUUCCCCAUCACUAUUAAGAAGCAAAGUGGAAAGCGGCAUCGUUCUUGUUUGGAGCGAUUGGUUGACUGCAUUGACCUAACAGAAUAGCAUGUAAACUUACAGUGAAUCUAACAGCGAGGAGUAGGAACUGCACCGUUUGAUAGGAAGCAGCUGCAAGGCAAUUUCCUACGAUGUAGGCUAUAGCCUUGUAUGACAACCCUGAUAUAAGCUGUAUCAGCUGACACUGAAUUCAUACUUGGAGCUUGAACAACAACCUCUCAAUCCCAAUGUAAUUGAAACAAAGUGCCAGUUAUUAUUUUCCAGUGUUCCUUAGUCAUGGAACCCACUGGACUGUAAUAAGGCAAUCACAGUGUGAGUGCGGUAACCCCUCCUCAGUAUGGUCAAAGUUCACAUUCCUACAAAAUAGGUCAGAGUCUCUUUUUCUGAUUGGUUACUGUAGGCUUGUCUGGCUCAGUGUCAACUAAUGAACCUAAUGGCCUGAAGUCUGCAGACUCAUUGGAAGGUGUCCUAGCAUACAAUGUAGUCUUAGUUCAAAUGAAGGGGAUCAGUGAAGGUUUUUGCUCCCCUCAUUUCCUGUAGAGGGAGAUUAACGUUGUUGCAUUGGCAAAAGGUGAUUCUAAACAGCAUAUGAGGCAUGUGCAUUUGUCAGUGUUCGAGGAUUCACUGGGAACUAGCCUAAAUAUGCAAUUUGAGAAUACCUGCCUGCACAUUUAUAUAGCCUUCAGCUAAAACAACUUUUUACAACGAGAAUUACAUUCCACGUAGCCCUCUCAGUCCAUUCUAUGUGGUCUCCCUCUCUCAUGCCCCCCAUUCUAUUCCUCCAGGUGACCAAUGAGAUCAACCCGAUCCUGUCCUACUCCUACAUGGCGGUGCUGGUGCCAGUCUUCCUCCUGACAGACGUCCUGCGCUACAAGCCCGUCCUGGUCCUCUCCAGCCUCAGCCACGUGGCCAUCUGGCUCCUCAUCCUCCUAGGCUCCUCCCUCUUAGAGAUGCAGUUCAUGGAGUUCUUCUACGGCAUCACCAUGGCAGCACGCGUGGCCUACUCCUCCUAUAUCUUCUCCCUGGUCACCCCAGAGCUCUACCAGCGCGUGGCCAGCUACUCGCGCUCUUCCGUCCUCAUGGGGGUGUUUACCAGCUCGGUGCUGGGUCAGGUGCUGAUAUCCGUGGGCAGGCUCUCCUUCGCCACACUCAGUGCUGUCUCCUUGGGCUUGGUGUCCUUCGGCCUGGUUCUCUCAUGCUGCCUGCCCUGGCCCAAGAGGUCCCUGUUCUUCAACAGGGCCCACCGCGCUGCCCAGAGGAACCUCCAGGAGCAGGCUGCAGCGCAGUCAGAGCUGGCCAGGAUGAAGCAGGGAGAAGGGGGCUUGGGUUCAGAUGACACACCCUCCCUGGCCCCUCUCAGCUCUGGUUCCUCCUGGAGGGACUCGGUGUUCAUUCAGAUGCUGAAGGAGCUGAGGAACGUGCCGCGGAGGCCCAGCCUCAGACUGUGGAGCCUGUGGUGGGUGUUCAACUCGGCUGGCUACUACCUGGUGCUGUUGUACGUCCAUGUCCUGUGGAACAAGGUGUACCCCGCCACGGAGAACAAACACGUCUACAACGGAGGGGUGGAGGCUGUCUCCACACUACUGGGUGAGGGAUCAAUUUCCCCUAGGUUUUAGUUUUAGGCUGGGUACAAAGGCCCCCCCAAUGCCAGGUAUACAAGUGUUUUAAUAACCAAUGUGUAGCAUUCACCUGGGUUUUUACUGUCUGACAGGGUUGGAGCCUGUGUUCUCCAAGUCAGUGAUUCGUACAAAAUAUUAACACCCCUACAGCAGUUGGCAGAGGUAGUAGUGAGAGAACCAUGGCAACAUGCAGUCCAAUGAGUUCUCUGGCAUCACAUGACAUCAGGUCAAAAGGUUUGUCUUAGACCAGGGUUCCCCAUCUCCAGUCCUCCAGUACCCCCAACAGCACACAUUGUUGUUGUAGCCCCAGGCUAACUCACCUGACUCAACUUGUCAAGGGCUUGAUGAUUAGUUGACAAGUAGAAUCGGGUGUGCUUGUCCAUGGCCACUACAAAAAUGUGCACUGUUGGGGAGGACUGGAGUUGGGAAACACUGUUUUAGACAGACCCCUCUCCAAUGAUUUAAUUAGGACUGAAGUUACAUCACCUAAACAGCUGACAAGGACAGGAGACAUACAAAGCCCAUCAAUCUAGAAAGAGGAAUUCCCAUGAAGCAGAAUGUGAUGUGGUGACACAACAUAACAGACAAAACAGUCACGUUCUGAUGAAAGGUGGUUGAAGAUUACAAUCAUUUAGAUGAUAACCACACAGGGAGGUGAUGCCAGACAGUAUGCUCCCCAUAGUGACUUAGUAUAAUUAUGUUAUUGAUGCCUAAUAAUAACAUAAAGGCUUAAUGAACCAGCAAUCCCCUCUGUUUGCCUUGAUACGAUAAUCACACUCUGUGACCCUGUGUCUACAAACACACACACACACACAGCAUUUAUUAAAUGAAGUUCCCCCAAGCCUUAACCACCUACUGACUCAUUAACUUAGUCAGCUUUUCUUCUUCGACUAACUCCACCUCGUUAACUCUGUCCCAGGUGCGAUCACGUCGUUUGCAGCGGGCUUCGUGAAGAUCCGCUGGAACGUGUGGUCUGAGCUGGUGAUCGGUGUGAUCACGGCUCUGCAGGCUGGCCUGCUGCUCCUCAUGGGGACCACCAGCAACAUCUGGGUCUGCUAUGUGGCCUACUCCUUCUUCAAGGGUUUCUACCAGUUCCUCGUGCCUAUCGCCAUGUACGUUUUCUUAGGUCCAGUUUUAUUUAACAUCAUUGUGUACAUAUAAUGGGAUGUGGUGUUUUGGGGAUUGUGAUGUUCAGAUGUGUGCAGUGUAUGAAUGCAUUGUCAAAUAGAACUGUGAAAUUGUUCUUACUUUAGGCUCUACAUUUGAUCUGCUGACUAUUUUUUAUUUUUUAUUUAACUAGGCAACAAAUUCUUAUUUACAAUGACGGCCUACCAAAAGGCAAAAGGCCUCCUGUGGGGACGGGGUCUGGGAUAAAAUAAAAAUACUAUAUAUAUAUAUAUAUGCCAUGCUAUGUUGUUGUCUUAGGUCUUUCUUUAUAUAGUGUUGUGGUGUCUCUUGUCGUGAUGUGUGUUUUGUUAUGACGAAACACACAUCAUGACAAGAGAGACACCACAACACUACAUAAAGAAAGACCUAAGACAACAACAUAGCAUGGUAGCAACACAUGACAACACAGCAUGGUAGCAACACGACAUGACAACAACAUGGUAGCAACACAACAUGGCAGCAGCACAACAUGGUAGCAGCAUAACAUGGUACAAACAUGAUUGGGCACAGACAACAGCACAAAGGGCAAGAAGGUAGAGACAACAAUACAUCACGCGAAGCAGCCACAACUGUCAGUAAGAGUGUCCUGUUGUGGUGUUUGUGCAGUUUCCAGAUCGCCUCGUCUCUCACCAAGGAGCUGUGUGCCCUGGUGUUUGGGGUCAACACCUUCCUGGCGACCAUUCUGAAGACCAUCAUCACCCUCAUCGUCUCAGACAAGAAGGGCCUGGGACUAGAUGUGCACUCCCAGGUAAAUCACACUGAUUACCACCACGCUCAGACAACUUCCUGCAAGCUAACGUCAACCGUACGGAAACACCAUAUGUUUUCUAAUGAGUGCUGUUCCGUUCUCCAACCGUAUGGAAACACCAUAUGUUUUCUAAUGAGUGCUGUUCCAUUCUCCAACCAUAUGGAAACACCAUAUGUUUUCUAAUGAGUGCUGUUCCAUUCUCCAACCGUAUGGAAACCCCAUAUGUUUUCUGAGUGCUGUUCCAUUCUCCAACUGUAUGUAAACACCGUAUGUUUUCUAAUGAGUGCUGUUCCGUUUUCUCCAACUGUAUGGAAACACCAUAUGUUUUCUAAUGAGUGCUGUUCCGUUCUCCAAUAGUUCCUGAUCUACUUCUUCUACUUUGCCUUGCUGACGGUCAUCUACCUGGGCUGUGCUGUCUGGGUCAUCAUUCGCCACUACAGGAACCAAUCGGCGGGAGGGGGAGGGGCCACAGACCAGUCCACGCCCACUGAGCUAUGUUCCGUACCAUCAAAACCCUCGGAGACGGAACCUCUGUCCAAUGGGAACAACGUCAAGGCCUGAAAGGGAUAUUUUGGGAUUUUGUCAAUGAAGCCCUUAAUCUACUUCCCCAGAGUCAGAUU
Coregonus sp. 'balchen' is the source of this 7078-nucleotide messenger RNA. The record is from the annotation of a GenBank genome assembly. NCBI's taxonomy places the organism in Eukaryota, Metazoa, Chordata, Actinopteri, Salmoniformes, Salmonidae.